AGGCCUGAAAUCCAGUCUCUCUUCUAGAAAGAAGAGAAGCAGAAAACAGCCUGUGAAAUGAGUGCAUAUGAGGAGAGAGAGCAGGAGGCUCCUGUUGACGCAUCUCCAGGAUUCAGCUGUGUGUCUAUGGAGAGUAACAACUUAAUGUGUCUGCCCCCUGAUCUCAGUGAUGGACCUGCUUUGACCUUUGACCCUGUUACCAUCAGCAGGAAGAGAAAGAGAGCAGCUUCUCCACUGCAGCCCCCUGAUCUCAGUGAUAAAGCAGUGCUCUUUGAUACUGUUGGUGGGAGAGCUGACCAGAUCAGAUAUGUGUCCUGUCAGACCUUCACAUCCUCCUACUGUCAGAACCACUUCAGUCAUCAUGACACAGAAGCAGCUCAGCAGCAUGAUUCUCAUCAACCAGUGCAUGAUGAUCUGCAGAGAGUCAAAGAUCAGCACAAGACCAGCAUGAAGAACAAGUAUGAGAGCUUAUUUGAGGGAGUCAAACUACAAGAGAAUCAGACCCUCCUGAACCAGAUUUACACACAGCUGUACAUCAUAGAGGGAGAGAGUGAAGGAGUGAAUGAAGAACAUGAGGUGCUGCAGAUGGAGAAAAGUUACAGGACACUCCAAGACACUCCAAUCAACUGCAAUGACAUCUUUAAUCCUUCACCUGAACCAGGAUAUGAGAAGAAAGACAAAAUAAAGAUGGUUCUUACUAAAGGCAUCGCUGGAAUUGGAAAAACCGUCUCUGUGCAGAAGUUCAUUCUGGACUGGGCCGAGGGAAAAGCCAAUCAGGAUGUAGAUUUCAUGUUUGUGUUUCCAUUUCGAGAGCUGAACUUGAUUAAAGAUCAUUAUUACAGUCUUCACAGCUGCUGA
Messenger RNA from Sinocyclocheilus anshuiensis, 858 nucleotides. RefSeq lists its product as uncharacterized. NCBI's taxonomy places the organism in Eukaryota, Metazoa, Chordata, Actinopteri, Cypriniformes, Cyprinidae. The record is from RefSeq and is a predicted model, not a curated record. The coding region runs from base 58 to 858 and encodes 266 amino acids. The transcript has 3 exons.